UCAAUUUCUCUCUCUCUCUCUCUCUCUCUCUCUCUCUCUUCUCUCUCUCUCUCUCUCUCUCUCUAAAGCCAUGGCCAUCGAAGCAGCAGGUGGAAAGAAGAAGGAGAAGAACAAAGAUGUGAUAAGGCUCGAGAGAGAAUCGGUGAUCCCAAUUCUAAAGCCCAAGCUCAUCAUGAAAUUGGCCUACCUCAUUGAGCAUGAUUCUGACAGGACUGAGUUUCUCAAGCUCUGCAAGAGAAUAGAGUAUACUAUCCGCGCAUGGUAUCUUCUUCAGUUUGAGGAUCUAAUGCAAUUGUACUCCCUGUUUGAUCCUGCUCAUGGUGGUCAGAGAUUAGAACAGCAGAAACUUUCUCCCGAUGAGAUUGAUGUUCUUGAACAAAAUUUUCUAACAUAUUUUUUCCAGGUAAUGGAAAAAAGCAAUUUCAAAAUUGUCACCGAUGAGGAGAUUGAUGUUGCACAGUCAGGGCAGUAUCUAUUGAAUCUUCCUAUUAAAGUGGAUGAAUCUAAGCUUGACAAAAUGCUUUUGGCAAAGUAUUUUAAAGAGCAUCCGCAUGAAAAUCUUCCACAAUUUUCAGAUAAGUAUGUGAUAUUCCGUCGUGGAAUUGGAAUUGACCGUACCACCGAUUACUUUUUCAUGGAAAAGUUAGAUGUUCUCAUAUCUCAUCUCUGGGCAUCAUUCCUGAGAGUCACCAAGCUCCGGAGGUUUUUUGCCAAAAAAACGAUGACAAAACCCUCUAAUGAUCCAAAGAAGACCGAUGAACCAAGUACAGACACAGAAGAAGACAUGUAUGUUGAGCGCAUUCGACUUGAAAACAUGGAUCUAAGCUUGAAGAAUCUACUUGGCCAGAUAACAAUUCAAGAACCUAGCUUUGAUAGGAUGAUUGUUGUUUACAGGCGGGCGAGUACAAAAUCUAAAACAGAGAGAGGAAUCUAUGUGAAGCAUUUUAAGAAUAUCCCUAUGGCUGACAUGGAGUUAGUUUUGCCUGAGAAGAAAAAUCCGAGUUUGACGCCUAUGGACUGGGUCAAAUUCCUGGUUUCUGUUGUACUUGGGCUCGUAACUCUUGUUACUUCACUUGAAAUGCCUAAAGCUGAUUUCUGGGUUGUUUUUGCAAUCCUUUCUGGUCUGAUUGGUUAUUGUGCUAAGAUCUACUUCUCAUUUCAGGCAAACAUGGAAGCUUAUCAAAACUUGAUCACACAAUCAAUGUAUAAUAAACAGCUGGAUAGUGGAAGAGGAACACUUUUACAUUUAUGUGAUGAUGUGAUUCAACAGGAAGUCAAAGAGGUGAUAAUUUCCUACUUUAUAUUGAUGGAGCAGGGGAAGGUCACAAUACAAGAUCUUGACCUUCAAUGCGAAGAACUUAUUCUAGAGGAGUUUGGUGAGAGAUGCAACUUUGAGGUGCUUGAUGCUGUUCAAAAGUUAGAAAGGCUCGGCAUUGUGUCCCGAGACUCUAUCGGUAGAAUUUCAUGCAUACCUUUGAAGAGAGCUAAUGAGAUCAUUGGACCAACGACUGAAGAACUGGUGAUUAAAGCCAAACAAAACCCUGCUCCUUAAUCAUUUAAGUUGUCUGAGGAGGGAGCAUCAUAUCCAUGAAACCGAGCAUUUUUGUACGGAUUCUCAGAGCAAUUUUUUCGUUCUUUAAUUCAUAAAUUGUUACAUUAAAACAUCUGAUAAAGCAUUUGAGUGUUAAUUUGAAAUUGUUGGAUGUUUAUGUCUCAAUGCAAGCCAUGGUCUGUACUGCUGGUUUCCAUGAUUC
Molecule: messenger RNA, 1754 nt
Organism: Asparagus officinalis (garden asparagus)
Lineage: Eukaryota; Viridiplantae; Streptophyta; Magnoliopsida; Asparagales; Asparagaceae
Exons: 16
Coding region: 71-1552 (493 amino acids)
Source: RefSeq, a predicted model, not a curated record